AUGCAACUCACUAUCCCCCUCCUCUUGGCCGGCAUGGCCACCGCCCUUCCCUCCGCUGCCAAAGUCAACACAAUCAGCGAUGAGGUGAUCUGGAAGGUCUCAAACCUCACAAUCGGCUGCUCCCAAGGUGGCUGCAUCUUCGACUACGACAUUGCUGGCCGCGCCAACACCGAAACUCCUCCCUUCCGCACCCACUGCAGCGGUGCUGAGAAGACCGAAGUCGUCUGCGACAACAAGAACAUCACCACCACUGUUACCCCCGUCGGUAACCCCACCUGGAACGUCGAUGUCACCCACCGCUGGACCACCUGGUUGGAUCCCCAGUCGCUGGCCACUUGGUACCAGCAGGGCUCGAAGAACGUCUCUGUGCCUGACCACAAGCCCGUCAGUUUCCGCUUCAAGCCCACCGCUGAGUACGGUGUCGCGUAA
Molecule: messenger RNA, 429 nt
Organism: Penicillium brevicompactum
Lineage: Eukaryota; Fungi; Ascomycota; Eurotiomycetes; Eurotiales; Aspergillaceae
Exons: 1
Coding region: 1-429 (142 amino acids)
Source: RefSeq, a predicted model, not a curated record